Parastagonospora nodorum SN15 is the source of this 846-nucleotide messenger RNA. RefSeq lists its product as hypothetical. The coding region runs from base 1 to 846 and encodes 281 amino acids. The record is from RefSeq and is a predicted model, not a curated record. The transcript has 2 exons. Gene Ontology annotation, cellular component: nucleolus; nuclear exosome (RNase complex); cytoplasmic exosome (RNase complex). Lineage: Eukaryota; Fungi; Ascomycota; Dothideomycetes; Pleosporales; Phaeosphaeriaceae. Gene Ontology annotation, biological process: poly(A)-dependent snoRNA 3'-end processing; rRNA catabolic process; nuclear mRNA surveillance.
AUGAGCUCCGCAGGAUCUACUUCCAUAAUACCUUCAGCUUCUGGCUCCGCAUACCUCGAGAUACCUUCCUCCUCCUCGCCCACAAGCUCGACCCUUGUUUCACCGACGUCCACUCUCAAGAUCACAGCCUCUGUACAAGGCCCCAAACCACUGCCCCGCAGUGCGCCGUUCAGUCCAUCGCUUCUCCUCACCACCACCGUCAAGUUUGCGCCGUUCGCGACACGACACCGAAGAGGCUACAUUAGGGACUCUACGGAGCGAGACCUGGGCGUACAUCUUGAGAGCGCGCUACGAGGUGUGAUUAUAGGCGAGCGCUGGCCUAAGAGUGGAGUUGAGGUUGUAGUCACUAUUCUCGAAGGUGACGAGGACGGAUGGUGGGGCGAUUCCGACACUGAAAGCAGCGCAAGUGGUAGCGGAUGGGGACUACUGAACGUGCUUGCUGGCUGCAUCACCGUGGCUAGCGCAGCCAUCACUGACGCUGGCAUUGACUGUGUGGAUGUGGUGACUGGUGGCGUUGCAGCCAUUGCGCGCAACCCUGAUUCAAAAGAGCAGCAAGAAUUGACCAGAUUAUUGGACCCUUGUCCUGCAGAGCACAAAGAGGUGGUCGCAGCCUGCGCGGUCGCAUAUCUUGCAUCAAGAGACGAGAUCACAGAGAUGUGGAUAAAGGGAGACGUUGGAACAGAGCCCGAUGUUUUGGUUGAGGGAGCUACGCAUGCAGCUGUAGGCAGUCUAGCUGUGGUCAAGGAAGUUCUGCUCGAAGCUUUGCAAGCCAAGUUUCAGGGUCAGCUCGAAGGCAUAGACGGUGGUCUCAAGAGAAAGGCAGGAGAUGUGGAUAUGACUGGAUGA